AUGAACGCAUCUACCAUCUCUACACUAGCUAUACCCUCACCACUGAGUCUCUGGACGACCGCACGGUCGUUUGGCGCACUCAAUCUCGUUGGGUCAUUUGCUGCACUGUGGGCUUUCGUCAAAGUCCUAGGGGUGCUUCGCUGGCGAUUCAAGACGACUCAACUCCGGGGUCCGCCUAGUACCAGCUUGGUAUACGGCGUUUCGCGUGACCUCAGCACAUCUCCUGAUAGCGGUACAAUGUAUGAACAUUGGGCGGAGGAAUAUGGGGUAGCGUAUAUGAUUCCGAGCGUCCUCGGACAAACUAAAAUCAUACUGUGUGACCCGAGAGCUAUAGCACAUUUUUUUGCCCGAGAGACAUGGACCUAUGUGAAAACGCCCCUUGCGUUGGCACUUACAGAGGUAUCGAUCGGCAAAGGGCUACUAUGGUCUGACGGUGAAAUGCACAAAAGGCAGCGGAAGGCCCUUACGCCAGCUUUCAGCAAUGCAGCCAUUCGGAAACUCACAUCAGUGUUCUAUGACUCAGCAUACAAGGCCAAAGGUGCAUGGGACACCAUUAUAGAAUCGAGCAAAGACGGCAAUGCUGUCAUUGAAGUUCAAAACUGGAUGAAUCAUGUAUCUCUGGAUAUCAUUGGCAUCGCUGGUUUCUCACAUGAUUUUGGCUCGCUCGAUGGAAAGCACACUAGCGUGACCGAGGCGUUUGAUACUUUCGGAAACAACCCACAGGCCUCAGCAGUUAACCAAGUUUUUAUCCUGCUCGCAUCAGUGUUUCCUAUCAUUACCAAGAUCCCCACUAAGCGGACGGAGCUGUUCUUGACACUCAGUAAAACCAUAGGAGAAAUAUCGAACGAGUUGUUGAUUCGCAGUCGCCGGGAAAAGGAUAUGAUCAUGAGUGAGAAAGACGAGGAGAAGUCCAUCAUUGGAUUGUUGCUCAAAUCUGAAAGUGAUGAUGCCGAGCUUCAUAUGUCCCAAGAGGAAGUAAUGGCUCAGAUGAAGGUCUUGCUUCUCGCGGGUUAUGAGACGACAUCCAUCAGUCUUACAGCCAAUCUCCCAUACUUGGACGCAGUUGUCCAUGAAAUUCUACGACUCCAUCCUGCGGUACCCGAGUAUGCUCGUCUUGCAGCUGAAGACGACGUUAUUCCCUUGAGCGAACCUGUGCGCACCGCGUCCGGGAAAAUGACGGACAGUCUAUCUAUAGCGAAGGGGACACUUUUUACGAUAUCAGUUGCAUCGAUCAAUCGCUCUUUGGCCAUCUGGGGACCUGACGCAAAGGAAUUCAAGCCUGAACGUUGGCUGGCUGAAGAGGGCAUCGGCGGGAAGGCCAAGGACGUCCAAGGUCACAGGCAUCUGCUGACAUUUGUUGACGGCCCAAGGACGUGUCUUGGAAAAGAUUUUGCAGUUGCGGAAUUAAAGGCGGUUUUGUUGGUUCUGGUGAAGAGCUUCGUGUUUGAGAUGCGGGAUGGACCGGAUACGAAGGUUGAGCUUGGGAGGGGGAUUUUACCUCGUCCGCGGGUUGUCGGAGAGAAUGGUAUUGGAGUACCUUUGAAAGUUCGUCUGUAUGAAUGA
Messenger RNA from Suillus clintonianus, 1563 nucleotides. RefSeq names its product cytochrome P450. The transcript has 12 exons. Gene Ontology annotation, molecular function: oxidoreductase activity, acting on paired donors, with incorporation or reduction of molecular oxygen; monooxygenase activity; heme binding. The coding region runs from base 1 to 1563 and encodes 520 amino acids. The record is from RefSeq and is a predicted model, not a curated record. NCBI's taxonomy places the organism in Eukaryota, Fungi, Basidiomycota, Agaricomycetes, Boletales, Suillaceae.